Aspergillus nidulans FGSC A4 is the source of this 1854-nucleotide messenger RNA. RefSeq lists its product as uncharacterized. The transcript has a single exon. Lineage: Eukaryota; Fungi; Ascomycota; Eurotiomycetes; Eurotiales; Aspergillaceae. The record is from RefSeq and is a predicted model, not a curated record. Bases 1 to 1854 code for a protein of 617 amino acids.
AUGGCCCCGUUGCCUAGCAAACUUGUCCUCUUCCUCUCUCUGGGGACGCUGCUCCAUCAGACGGGGGCUGCCCCUCAACAAGCCCAGAAAUCGAAAUGCGCUAACUGUGGACAACAAACUGUGACCAGCGCGGUUACUGUGUGUACCUCAACGCCUGUGGGCGGAGGUACCCAGACCCCAACUGCGCCUGGAGGAGUACUACCGACUCCCUCUGGACCGGGCGGAGGCGGAGGUGGACAUCCCAGUCAACCUGGAGGAGGUAGUGGUACCCCAAGCCAGCCUGGAGGGAGCGGAAGCAGCACACCAAGCGUGACUGUACCAGUUCCUUCCGGUACCGGGGUUGAAGGAGGAGGUGGAACUCCAAGCCAGCCCGGAGGUGGAGGGGGAACCAGCCCUAGCGUUACCCCAACUGUGCCUGGAGGGGUAGUACCAAGUCCGUCUGGACCAGGUGGAGGUGGCGCAACUCCAAGCCAACCUGGAGGAAGCGGAACAAGCCCUAGCAGUACCCCAACUGUGCCUGGAGUAACUGUACCGAGUCCCUCUGGACCAAGUGAAACACCAGGCGAAAGCCAGCCUCCUGCUGCUGGUGGUGGUGGUGGUGGUGGGCAGCCUGGUGGUCCUGGUCAGCCUGGUGGUCCUGGUCAGCCUGGUGGUCCUGGUCAGCCUGGUGGUGGUGGUCCCGGAGGUCCCGGAGGGCCUGGAGGUCCUGGAGGUGCUGGGGGUCCUGGCGGUCCUGGCGGUCCCGGUGACCAACCUGGCGGAGGCCAGCCUGGUCAUCCUGGUGGUCCCGGAGGUCCCGGAGGUGCUGGGGGGCCUGGAGGGCCUGGCGGCCCGGGUGGCCCUGGAGGGGGCCAGCCAGGAGGCGGCGGUGGAGGCACAUGCUUGUGUCAGUGCCCAUGUGACGGUAAAAACAAUCAUCCACAGGGACCUGGAGGUUGGGGUGGACAGGGAUGGGUUGCAAAUGGUUGGGGUGGGGAUGGAUGGAGCGAACAUGGAUGGAAAGGUCAGGGACCGAACAGUCAAGUACAGGACGGAGCCAGUUGGCCUGAGCAUGGAGGCGGGGGGCCUCAUAACCCCGAGAAUAACAACAAAGUGAAACGACUCCUCGCAGCGCCUCGAGGUCAGGGUAGUGACGGACAUUCGGGAGACAGUACAUUCACGCUUCCCACAGUACCAGCUCCGACUCCUACUGACUACAAAUCUGGAGCAGGUACUCCGUCUGCUCACUCAAUUCACGGCCAUAACGACCCUGAUUAUCGAGAAUCUGACCACACCAAUGCAGAUUUUAAUGAUUCCGAUUAUAAAGAUCCCGGUCGAAAACAUUCCGGCUACAAAGAUUCUGACUACGAAGAUCCUAGCGACGAUGAAAAUGAGGCCAAAUAUCCGAAAUAUCACUGCUACAAGCACCCUCACGAUCCCCGCUGCAAAGACCCCAAGUACAUUGGCUACAUAGACCCGAAGGCCCCCGACUAUGAUAAAUACGCCGAUCCUGGCUAUGGAGGUCAUGGAGGCCCUGGGGGUCGUGGAGGCCAUGGCGGUUCUGGUUACGACGGUCAGGACGGUCAGCGUGGAUAUUCCGACUAUAGAGAUGAAGACGACAAUGGCCAGGAACAGCCUUCGAUAACUGAGGCGCCAGUAGCAGGCAUCACUGGUGGCAACAUUGGAACCGGGGCCGCAGCCGGAGCUGGAGGCGGCUACGGGAGUAACAGAGCUGCCACAGAAUCGAGCACUCUGAGCUCUACCAGAAAAGCCACACCAACUUCCUCAGCUAGUCCGACCUCAUCAGCGGUGGCAUCGUCCACGAGUUCAUUCCAACUGCCUACUAUCAACACUAGGGUAUUGCGUUGGUGGUAA